UUCUGCUGCCUGCCCUGCAAGCUGAAGGACCCGAGUUCGAUUCCUAAUACCAAAAAAACUAUCAUCUCAAACCCAAUCUUUUUAUGUAUAGAUUUCAAAUAUUUAUAUGUAAUUACUCAACACACAUUUAUGAUCUUUUUUGUUGUUUGGUGUUUUGAGACAGGGUCUCACUGUGUAGCUCAGGCUGGCCUCAAACUCCCAGCAGUCCUGCCUCACCCUCCCAAGCGCUGGGAUUACAGGCAUACACGACACCCAGCUCUACCCCCCUCCCAUUUUUAAACUGCAAAGAGUUAUAGCAUGUGAUUGUACAACAAUUCAUUCAACCCUGCCACCCCCACCCCUUGUUAGUCACAGGCACAGCUGUGAUGAAUGUGCUGAAGAGUCUUUUUAUCCCCUUGUGUAGGUGCAGGGUCUGAGAAAUAAUCAAAAGCAAUACACAGUUUUAUUUUUGAUGCUGCUAGAUUACCUUCCUGAAAGAUCGUAGCAGUUUGUGUUCUCACAAAUGGUAGAGGAGAAUGCCUCUUUCUCCUCACUGCCAAUCUCUGGAUUUUACACAUAUGGAUCUCUUUUUUUUUUAAGAAUUUAUUUUUUCAACCCUCCAAAACUGCAGUUGAAUGUUUAUGUAUGUAUUGGCCAUUUGCAUUUCGGCCUGCUGUGUAAUGUCAGGUCUUUGCCUGUUUUUCUUGUUUUGUUUUUGUUUUGAGACAGGGUCUCACUAUGUAGUACAGGCUGGCCUUGAACUCAGAGUGGUUGUCCUGCCUCAGCCUCCCAAGUGCUAGGAUUACAAACGUGCUCCACCAUGCCUGGCUUGCCUGCUUUUCUAAAGAUAAAAUACUAAUACACAUUUUGAAGACUUUCAUGAUUUCAUACAUUGUUAUUCUACAAAGCAUCUAUAUUAAUGUUCACACCAUGUCUUGGAUCUGUUCUGUUUUCAUGAAUCCCACCUUGCUAAGCUGUAUGAAUGAAGCUCAGAUGUACAGAAUGGCAACAUACUUGCUUAACACUGAGUUGUGUACAAGAACGAAAAAAUUUAAUUUAUUCUUUGCCAACAAGUGGUGGGAAAACCCUCGUAGCUGAGAUCUUAAUGCUACAGGAAUUGCUUUGCCGGCGAAAAGAUGUUUUAAUGAUACUUCCAUAUGUGGCAAUUGUCCAAGAAAAGAUUUCAGGUUUGUCAAGUUUCGGUAUAGAACUUGGUUUCUUUGUUGAAGAAUAUGCUGGAAGCAAAGGAAAAUUUCCUCCAACUAAAAGAAGGGAAAAGAAAUCAAUAUAUAUUGCCACUAUUGAGAAAGCACAUAGCCUCGUGAACUCCUUGAUUGAAACUGGAAGGAUUAGUAGUCUCGGUCUGGUUGUCGUAGAUGAGUUGCACAUGAUUGGUGAAGGGAGCCGUGGUGCUAUACUGGAAAUGACCCUAGCAAAAAUCCUCUACACAAGCAAAACAACUCAAAUUAUUGGUAUGAGUGCAACGUUAAACAAUGUCCAGGACCUGCAGGAGUUCCUUCAAGCAGAGUAUUACAGCAAUCAGUUUAGACCAGUUGAAUUAAAAGAAUAUCUGAAAAUAAACCAUACAAUAUAUGCAGUAGACAGCAAAGCUGAAAGCGGCAUGACUUUUUCACGCCUCCUUCAUUAUAAGUAUUCUGAUUCCCUGAAAAAGAUGGAUCCCGAUCACUUGGUGGCAUUGGUGACAGAAGUUAUACCCAAUUAUUCCUGCUUAGUUUUUUGUCCCAGUAAGAAGAACUGUGAAAACGUAGCAGAAAUGUUAUGCAAAUUUUUAAAAAAGGAAUAUCUGAAGCACAAAGAGAAAGAGAAAUGUGAGCUGAUUAACAACCUGAGGAGCAUCAGUGGGGGCCACCUGUGUCCUGUUUUGAAGCGCACUGUGCCCUUUGGAGUCGCCUACCACCACAGCGGCCUCACCAGUGAGGAGAGGAAGCUACUGGAGGAGGCGUACUCCACCGGUGUCCUCUGCCUUUUCGCCUGCACGUCCACCCUGGCAACAGGGAUCAACCUGCCUGCGCGGAGAGUUAUUUUAAGAGCUCCCUACGUUGCUAAAGAAUUUUUGAAGAGGAGUCAAUAUAAGCAGAUGAUUGGCAGAGCUGGUCGUGCUGGAAUAGAUACCAUUGGAGAAAGUAUACUUAUAUUGCAAGAAAAAGACAAGCAAAAGGUCUUGGAGCUAAUAAGCAGACCACCAGAAAACUGUUAUAGCCAUCUUGUUCAGGAAUUCAACAAGGGAAUUCAAACUUUGUUUCUCUCUUUGAUUGGCUUAAAGAUUGCAACAAAUCUUGGUGACAUAUAUCGCUUCAUGAAUGGUACAUUUUUUGGUGUUCAGCAAAAGAUUUUAUUGAAAGAAAAAAGUCUCUGGAAAAUAACUGUCGAAUCACUUAGAUACCUGACAGAAAAAGGACUCCUACAAAAAUGCCCUAAUCCAGAGUCUGAAGAAGAGUUGCAUUGUAAUUUUCAUAUUACCAAAUUGGGGAAAGCUUCUUUUAAGGGAACUAUAGAUCUGGCUUACUGUGACAUUCUCUACAGAGACCUGAAGAAGGGUCUUGAAGGUCUGGUACUUGAAAACCUUCUUCAUCUAAUCUACCUGACAACUCCCUAUGAUCUGGUUUCUCAGUGUGACCCUGACUGGAUGAUAUACUUCAGACAGAUUAGUCAACUCAGUCCAGCUGAGCAAAAUGUAGCUUCUCUCCUUGGAGUCUCUGAAAGCUACAUUGCGAAGAAGGCAUCAGGUCAAGCCACCAGGAAGAAAGUAGACAAGGACACUGUCAACAGGCUCUACCUCUCUUUUGUCCUCCAUGCCUUGCUCAAAGAGACCAACGUUUGGAAUGUGUCUGAAAAAUUUAAUCUUCCUCGCGGAUCUAUACAAAAUCUGCUCACUGCUGCUGCCUCCUUCUCGUCCAGCGUGUUACAUUUCUGCGAGGAGCUUGAAGAGUUUUGGGUUUACAGAGCCCUUCUGGUGGAACUUACCAAGAAGCUGACAUACUGCGUAAAGGCAGAGCUGAUCCCACUCAUGGAAGUCACUGGUGUCUUAGAGGGUCGAGCAAAACAGUUAUACAGCACAGGUUACAGAAGUCUAAUGCAUUUGGCCAAUGCUGAUCCAGACGUGCUAAUAAAGACAAUCGAUCACUUGUCACGACGCCAAGCCAGGCAAAUUGUUUCAUCUGCAAAGAUGCUGUUGCAAGAGAAGGCAGAAGCUUUGCAGGAAGAGGUGGAGGAGUUACUGAGGGUGCCCACCGAUGUCCCCAGUGCAAAGGCCUGAAGCAACCUGAUACACAUUUUUAAGUUGGAAUUACUGUAUUUAUUGCAUAUGUUUUAUUAAAGAUUCCCACCCUUUGUAAAUGAAGAAAUAUAUUUUAAUUAUAUACUAAGAACUAUGGGUGAUGUUUUGC
Molecule: messenger RNA, 3386 nt
Organism: Heterocephalus glaber (naked mole-rat)
Lineage: Eukaryota; Metazoa; Chordata; Mammalia; Rodentia; Bathyergidae
Source: RefSeq, a predicted model, not a curated record